AUGACGCUUAUCAAGCAAUCAUGGCAAAGAGCACCUUCAGACAUUGCCUCCAACGCUAAUUUGUCACCAUCAAAGCUGAAGCAAGAGACUGCAGGGCACGGCUGCAGACCAGACCAGCAACCGGCUGAACAAGGUACGGAUGAUCAAGGCACUUUGACACUCGAAAAAGGUCGUACGGGCGGGCGCCAUGCCCCAAUAGAGGAGCUACCACCAGAGCUCCUCCUAUAUCUGUCACGUUUCCUCGAUCUAGCCGGCCUCAUAGUGCUCAGCAUGGCAACGAGUCAGACACUUAGGACCGUUUUCCAUCAAUUUGACCGAGAGUUUCUCUUCCUAGAGCCUCCGCAUCGACUCAACCUUGCAGAGUGGAGAGACGCGGCUCGCCAAGUCGAAUCUUACGCUCUCACGCAGCAGGAUAGCACAUCAGCCCGAACGAGCCGCAAUGCUACGAUUGAGGCUGAAACAUGUUCACCGACGAAAGUGCAAAUCAAUCUGGAUGCAGCGAUGUUUGAUCUGACCCGCGAUGAGAGUCUGAUCGACUUGGAUCUUUUCAAAUCCGUACUCGAUUACCUUUCUCGCGACAAAGCACGAGAGCCCCGAGAUGGGUAUAGUGGACAAGUUGUCGUCGAUUCGAAUGUAAGGCAGUCUGCCACCAUCAACCAAAUUCGCUCCUUGUACUUGACAGGAUGGCAUGGGAUGGCAGGAACAUUCUUGGUCCAGCAGCUUCGCUCCCAGCCCUCGCUUCGAGAUGUGUGUACAAUCGUCAAAACGGAAAGAGCGGAUGCUCGGAUAUGGCAACAUGCAGCUGUAGAAGAUCAAGCGCUCCGAACUCAGACAAGAAGUACAGAUCGGGACUGGAUUGCACUGCUUCGUUCUCCCAAACCGCAUCCACCAUUGCGACCUGGACCGAUCGAGUUGCCGUCAAAUCCAUACCAAGAUCCAGACCCGUUGCUGGUGGCAUUUGAGCGUUGCGAAAGCACGCAAAUUAUCGUGCAGGUUGGUAAGAGACGGCCUCGACGCGAAGGCCAAGCUUAUCUACGCGGCGAGGGUCUACAGAUGGGGUAUCAAGGGUAUUGUACCGAUGUCGCGAUAACCGGUCCGAGUCCCGAUACGAUAAACGAUGCAGCGGAUGCUCCAAGCCAAGAGGCUAAAGUCCGUCUAGACCUUGGUGGAUGCAGCGGCGUCCAAUCUGAGGUUGAAUUGGGAGCCAUCGGAGGAACGCUGUUGCACGGAGACACGGAUGCGAUGGGCACGACCGGAAUCGAGGCAGGCCACACCCAGAAGACGAUCAGAAGACGGCUGCAUGUCAUCUUGCAAGGCAGAGAGGAGAUGGGUACGAAAGCGGAAGAUCGUAUGGAGAACGAAGAGAUGUUUGAAAGAAGCAUCGUCACAUGUAAUCAUUGCAAGGAGCGGAUCAAGUUCUAA
Molecule: messenger RNA, 1422 nt
Organism: Ustilago hordei
Lineage: Eukaryota; Fungi; Basidiomycota; Ustilaginomycetes; Ustilaginales; Ustilaginaceae
Exons: 1
Coding region: 1-1422 (473 amino acids)
Source: RefSeq, a predicted model, not a curated record